AGUUCCUAAUUUAUUUGAAGAGCGUAUCGGAAGUUGAGUGUAUUUAUCUCGCCAAGGAAACGCGGAGGAAUCGAGGAAGAUGGUGGAUCACAACGCACUCGUAGAGGAGGCGGCGCGGCUGGCAGAGGCAGCCCGAGAACUCCAGGACGCUGCUGCCGUCUUCAUUUGCAGGACCGAGAACGAGGAGCAAUCCCUGCGCCAGCGCACCCUGGCCCUCGAAUCCGACCUUCGGAGAAUCCGGUCGUCGAUCGACUCUGCCGCCAAGAAGAAUGGCGGUUCUAGAGGCGGCGGCAGCACCGAUCCUAAGAUCGCUGAGAAGGUCGAUGAAGAGUUGUAUAGGAUAAGAUGUCUUCUCGAAGAUGGCGAUAUCGCAUCGCUACUUCCCAGCAAAACUCAUGGUCGGUUUUUGAAGAGUUUUCUUGGCCCUCUCAAUGUACGAGCAACAAGAAAGGAUGUACAGCUGAAAGUGAAGGAGGAGUAUAACAGCUAUAGGGACAGAACUGCUUUCUUAUUUCUUGUAUUUCCAUCUACUCUGCUUUUUUUGCGAUCUUGGGUUUGGGAUGGAUGCUUUCCACCACUGCCUGUCCAGCUAUACCAGGCUUGGCUCUUAUAUCUCUACACAACUUUAGCCUUGCGGGAGAACAUAUUGAGAGUAAAUGGAAGUGAUAUUCGUCCAUGGUGGAUUUACCAUCAUUAUUGUGCCAUGUUGAUGGCUAUUAUUAGUCUCACAUGGGAUAUAAAGAGACAGCCUGAUUGUGCUUACAAGCAGAGCGGUGUACAACUAUUCCUGGUGUGGGCUAUGAUGCAAGGUGUCUCCAUGCUUUUACAGAACAGAUAUCAACGCCAAAGGCUAUAUACUCGCAUUGCAUUGGGCAAGGCAAAAAGAAUGGAUGUCGUAUGGGGAGAAACUGCUGGUGUUGAAGGCCAGCUCCUGCUGUUGUGCCCCAUUCUUUUCAUUUUGCAGGGAUUUGAAGCAUUUGUUGGCUUGUUACUACUACGUAUAGCUGUUGUUGGUGUGACCCGGGAAUGGCAGGUCAUCGUUUGUGGAGUAUUGCUUGUUUUGAUGGCGAUUGGUAAUUUUGCAAACACACUGCAGACGCUUAUGAGUAAAUCCAGAUUCAAAGCAAAGAUGAAAAGAACAAAGAGCAAGCAGGACUUGUGAUCAUUCUCCUUCUCUCUCUCGACUGAAUUUUAUUCCACUGAAGGCAUCCUUACCAAGAAAACCCCCAACGUCAAACCAUUAAAGUCAACCACUGUCGUGUGCGGAAAUAUCAAAUCAUGUGCAAAAUGUGACACUGCUUGUACAGGUCCUACACCAAUGUCUUCUAUCGUAAGUUUAUCUAACAAUGCAUCAUAAACUUGUGUGUUGUUCUCCUCAAUUAGAUCAUUUGUUCAAGCGAGAAAUUUUCCAAAUCAUCUCGAUCAUUACUUUGCCCAUCAAACUUUUUAAAUAUCUGGUAAGAUGGUGUCCCUUUUUCUCAUAAUGAGGAUGGAGAUAACGAAUUUAUUGAGAAAAUUUUAUUUUCCAUAAA
Messenger RNA from Zingiber officinale, 1532 nucleotides. Its product is annotated as transmembrane protein 120 homolog. Bases 80 to 1162 code for a protein of 360 amino acids. Lineage: Eukaryota; Viridiplantae; Streptophyta; Magnoliopsida; Zingiberales; Zingiberaceae. Gene Ontology annotation, cellular component: membrane. The transcript has 10 exons. The record is from RefSeq and is a predicted model, not a curated record.